GAUACAAAACCCAAUUGGCAUUCUAAAUGGAUUCAAUCAAGCUUCUGUGAUAUCCAACUGAGAAAUUUUUCAAAAUGAAGCAAUGAGCUUCCAAUCAGUUUUACAGGAAAUCACAAGUUGAUCUAAGCUAUGAUACCUCAAAGAUAUUUUAAUCCAGUACAUAUUGAAGUUGGAUCAAUCAAACCUUUCUACCUCUAUUGCAUCAAUUCAGGUGCUGUAUGGAGCGCUUGAUAUUCUAAAUCAGACCAGGAUAUAUAGACAGCAGACAAUAAUAUCAGCAUCUGAUUCUUUUAUCAAUAUUUCAGAUUCAAGUAUUUUUAACACUGAGGCAAACUAUUACCAUACUGUAGCUAUAAACUCUAAAUUAAUGUAUCAAAAUGUGGAGAUUAGAAAUGUCACACAGUCAGAAAACACAGCAUUAAUUUUAGUGAUGUCAGAAAGCAUUCUCCAAGGGAUAAAUUUGACCUUCAAAGACUCAAAUACUGCCAUUUUUCUUGUUCAAGAUUCGAGUGCAAAUAUCAAUAAAAUCAAUUUUCAGAAUAUCAUCAACGCUAGUUCCUUUAUCAACUUCAGAAAGGCAAAAGAUAUCAGGAUGAGUAGUAUAGACAUCUCUCCAACUUGUACAGUCUUAGACAAUUACUAUUUGUUCGAAAACACUAAAAAUAUAACUUUAACAGACAUAGAAGUCUCUGGGCUCCAAAAACUGUUCUUCAAAUCUUACAAUUCUGAAUUUUCAUCAAUAAAGAACCUUAGAGUUGAUAACAGUCAUAAAACUAUUGAAUUGACCGAAUCUAGUGUUGCAGCCAUGGAAGAUUGAGUUUUCAUUGAUAAUGGAAGUAAUUCCACCCAGAAUGGAGGAGCAAUAAAGAUCUCAAAUUCUAAAGUGACUAUAAAUAGUUCUUUAUUUAUAAACAACACAGCUAUUAGUGGUGGUGUAAUUUCAUUUCAUUGCACUUCUCAAGAGAAAUGUAGUUUUAGUGUGGCUAAUUCUACAUUUAUAGGAAAUACAGCACUGGAAAAGGGAGGAGCUAUUUAUUAUGAUUACCAACCUCCUGUUAAUAAAGAUAUUGUAUACAUUAAUAAUACUGCUCCAUAUGGGAAUAAUUUGGCUAGCUAUCCUUACUGAAUUAGUCUAAUUGGAAAACCAUGAGAUUCUGUUCUAACACUGAAUAAUUAUGGAUCAGGAAUAGCAAGUGACACACCUCUAAAAUUUGCGCUUUACGAUUAUGACGGCCAAAUUAUGAAUUUAGACAGCUCCUCACAAUUCAUUAUAUCCUCAUCUACAGUCAAUGAUGGGAAAAUAAUGGGCAUCAACAAUGCUGUUCUUAAGAGUGGGAUCGCUACUUUCAGCAGUAUAUUAUUUAUUGCUGAGCCAGGAUCAAAAUCUGUGCUAUUCAAAGUAUCAUCUAGAAUUUUAGAUAAAGAUAAGCUUAAAGUUGUUCAUAAUAAAAGUGAAGCAUACAGACAACUUGAAAUAAACUUCAGAAAAUGAAGGCCAGGAGAAAUCAAGCGUGGAGAGAAGUGUGAAGUAUGCUCCACUGGAACAUAUUCAUUAGGAUGGAGCUCAGCUUCUUGCCCCAAAUGUGUUGAAGAUUCGGUGUGAAAUGGUGGAUAUAGUAUUUCUGUUAAUCAUGGAUAUUGGAGAAGGACUAUAAAUUCCACGAAUAUCAUAAAAUGACUUUCUGAAGAAGCAUGAGAAGGAGGAUUUGAGCAGAGUACUUUAACCCCAACUAAAUGCAAAGAAGGCUAUGAAGGACCCUUGUGAUCAAAAUGAAGUUUGGUUAAUGACUCAAAAUAUGAGAGACUGAAUGAAUUUGAAUGAGCAAAAUGCCCAAGCCUAGCCAUAAGUUUAGUUUACGUCUCUUUUAAAAUGAUUUUGGUAAUUAUUUACUUUACAAUAACCAUUGGAACCAAUAUUAGGAAAACAACAGAAAAUAUUCCUUUUAAAGAAAAUGAAAUUUCUGUUCUAAUGAGAAUAUUUACUCAUUAUAUACAACUAGUUGUUACAUCAAUGUCAAUGAGUUCAGAAUAUCCUCAGUUUAAUAACACUUUUGGUUCUGCUAUCAAAAUAUUAGGAGGACCUUCUAGAGUUUUAAUAUCAUUUGAUUGAUUUGUUCCAGACAGUGAAAUUAAAGGCCCAUUCAAAUCAAGCUCAGAGUUCAAACUAUUUCUUAUGAUGCUAUUACCAAUAAUCUUAUUCACACUCUUUUCUGUGUUCUGGUGAGCAGCUUAUAUCUGAGGCAAAGGAUUCUUUAAAAAUCUUACAAAGAAUUUAACGAUAUCAUACAUCAGCAUAAUAUUCUUGCUCCAUCCAAAACUCACUCGAGAAAGCCUCAACAUGUGGAGAUGAGUUGAAAUUGAUGAUGAUGUCAAAGUUGCUAGAUACAAUAUGGAUCUAGGAUGUUAUUCAUCUGAACAUAUCAAAUACUGUGCCUUACUUUCUCUACCAAUACUCGUUGUUUGGGUAAUAUCAAUGCCAAUUCUAGCAUUUAUCUUAUUAUACAAACAUAGAAAAGCAGAAGACCACUAUAGAUUCAAAGAAUACUUGCUGAUUCUUUAUCAAGGCCUAACUCCUGAAUGUUUCUACUGGGAAUUUGUCAAUAUCUUCAGGAAAUUCCUCAUUCUAUGCUGAUUAUUAAUUGAUAAUGAUUACAGAAUUUUACUAUCUUUGUUUGUCCUCUUGGCUUCUGCAAGAUGGCAGCUUUAUCUUAAGCCUUACAAAGAUGAAAAUAAUAACAAGGUUGAAUAUUUAUCUAUUAUGAGCGGAUUCACAAUUAUUUUAUCAAUCAACAUAUUUGUAAGGAAUUCUGAGAUGCAAACUCUCAAUACAAUUAUGAGCAUGAUUGUUUUAACCAUAAAUAUAACAUUCUUCAUCAGUUGGAUUCACCUAGUGUUCAAAAUAUACCAAGAAAAGUUUCAGAUUUUUAUGAUUCUUUAUAAAAUAACAGGAUGGCUAACAUGCAAGAAAAAUAUGCUAAGCUCCUCUGAAGCAACAGCUAUCUCAAAUAUGAAUGAAGGAGUUCGUGUAGAAGUGGUCAAAAGGCUUAGAAAGUCUAAAAAUAAACGGAAGAUAAAUCGAAAAAGGAAGUUCAAAAAGAGAAAGAGAACGCCAAAGAAGUUGAUAACCCACCUGCCUUCCACAUCCCAAAGAUUCAAAAUCUCUUCGCCCAGGCUCUUCAAAAAAACAAAGGCAAAAGUCACUGAAAACAGAAUGGAUUUAAGCUAAGUUCUAAAUUUAGGGUAUUUUCAGUGGGAUUUUGAG
Molecule: messenger RNA, 3262 nt
Organism: Moneuplotes crassus
Lineage: Eukaryota; Ciliophora; Spirotrichea; Euplotida; Euplotidae
Source: the annotation of a GenBank genome assembly